GGCGCGGGUCUGGACCGAUAUUCGCCGGGGGCGCCGAGCAUCACCGUUCGUUCCGCGCGCGUCCGCGGCGCGCGAUCCACGCCACUCGCGGCGUGCGAGCGGUCCCCCCGUCGAGUCCGCGGUCGAAAACCCGAUUUGUUAUUUUUUCUGCGGACACGUGCGUAGACCACAGUAGUGGCGAGGCGACGGCGGCGACGUCAUGGGGUGCACCGCGAGCAAGCACGCGACGCGGGUCGUCAAGGACGCGAUCGAGCCCGCGGACGGCGCGAACGACGCCAGCUCCCGCGGCGCGUCGUCGCGCGGAGGCGGCGCCUACGUCGAGGUCGCCGAUCUCCCGGAUCACACGUUCACGUACCCGAACCCGCCGCGACGGCACCAGACGACGGGCGGGAUCACGACGGCGAUACUCGCGGACUUUUCGUUCGGGAACGUCCUCGGCACCGGCGGGUUCGCCGUCGUGAAGGAAGCGACGCACGUCAGGACGAAGAAGCGGUACGCGGUGAAGAUCAUGAACGUCGCGAAGGACGGGGACGCGGACGAAGGGAUGACGAUGGACGAGAUCGCGGAGGAGAUUCGACUCACGAUGUCGAUCCAGCACGAGAACAUCGUGAAGGUGUACGACUUUUACCAGACGAAGAGGAUCGUGUACGUCAUCAUGGAACUCCUCGAAGGCGGCGAGUUACUCGAAGCCGUCAUGGAUCUCGGGAGCUAUCAAGAGCGCGACGCCGCGUGCAUAAUGAAGCAGCUCUUCAUCGGCCUCGAGAGCAUACACGAGAAGUCGAUGGCGCACAGAGACUUGAAGCUCGAGAACUUGAUCCUCGCGCGCCCGAACGACCUGAACUCCGUGCGCAUCGCGGACUUUGGCCUCGCGAAGAAGAUGAGGAACGCCAGAGGGAAGCUCAGCGCGCAGUGCGGCUCCCCCGCGUACGUCGCCCCCGAGGUCAUCGCCGGGCAGCAGUACACCCCCGCGGUGGACAUGUGGGCGGCGGGAUGCAUCAUGUACGCGCUCCUGUGCGGCGAACUGCCGUUUUACGAAGAGGACGAGCAGGCGAUGUACAAGCGCAUCACGCGCGGGAAGAUGCACGAGCCCUCGGAGGACAUCUCCGCGGCCGGGAUGGACCUCAUCAAGGGCUUGCUCGAUCACGACGCGGUGAGCCGGCUCACCGCCGUGGAGGCGCUCGAGCACAAGUGGAUCUCCGGCGCGCUGUCGUCGAAAAAUUUAGGGAUGGACAAGACCAUCAACCGCUCGCGGAUGCAGCGGUUCGCGGAGACGAAGAUGGGUUCGGAUCUCGAGACGAGGGAGUACGAUCCCGGGGACUUGCUCAUCCGCCAAGGCGAGCGCGCGAAGGAGGUGUUCUUGAUCAAAGAGGGGACGUGCGAGGUCGUCGUCAGGACCGAGGACGGAGAAGAGGAAAAAGUCGCGGAGCGCACGGCGGGCGAAUUCGUCGGCGAGAUGGGCGUGAAGACGCAGCAGGGCGCCGGCGUGGCGGACAUCGACACCGUGUCCGACGCGAAAAUCGAGGACGGCGGCAAGAAGAAGGGGGAGAAGAACAAAAAGCGAGAGCUGAGCAGCACCACGAGAGGCGUGCUCAACGUCGCGACGCUCUUGCGCGUGAAGAACAAGUGGCUGGGCGGGAGACGCGGCGCGGACGUGCGCGCGGUGACGCACAUGAAGGUGCUCGUGCUCUCUUCGAAUCAGAUGCAGUGGGUGUUAGAGCACGAUUACGGCGUGCACGGCGAGAUGGGGGCGAUCAUCAACGAGCGCACGCAACAGCUCGAGAAGAGCAAGUCGAAUCGAGAGUCGAAAGCCGCGAAGGCGAAACAGGCGCCGGAGAAGAAGCGCCUCGACGCCGUGAACUCGAUAUCGGAGCUCGAGUUGAAGAACUGAGCUCGCGCGCGCGAUCGCAGAAGCGAACGACAACACAUCACUGUAUGAUAGCGUAAUCUCUGCGUUGUCGAUGUAUACAACAUAUCAU
Messenger RNA from Micromonas pusilla CCMP1545, 1976 nucleotides. RefSeq lists its product as uncharacterized. Bases 200 to 1888 code for a protein of 562 amino acids. Gene Ontology annotation, biological process: protein phosphorylation. The transcript has a single exon. Gene Ontology annotation, molecular function: ATP binding; protein kinase activity. The record is from RefSeq and is a predicted model, not a curated record. NCBI's taxonomy places the organism in Eukaryota, Viridiplantae, Chlorophyta, Mamiellophyceae, Mamiellales, Mamiellaceae.